UACAUUACUCUAUUUUCAUAAUCAAAUUGAUGUCCAAUUUGCAAGCAAAGCCCAAAACCAAAAGCGACUAUUUCUUCUCUCAGAAAACACUCAUACAUAUUCAUUAGCUUUCUCUCAGAGAACCAAAAUCCAUCACGAAUUGCAUUUUCAGAUACGUGAGUCAACUGCUAAUGGGAGAACACUUGGCUCUAUGUGUUGAUCGUCUUAUCACACCUAAAUCUUUGCACUCGUUGCAAGGGUCAGAGGAUGCAGGAUCCUCUGCAGGAAGUUCUUGCUCGCACACAGUAGGUCAAUCACCUUAUGGUACUACUAAUAAGGAGGAUGAAGAACUAGAAGCUGGAGGUGAAGAUGAGCCAUUACUUCAGACUGUGGAAUGCCGAAUUUGCCAGGAAGAAGAUAGCACUAAGAAUUUGGAGAUUCCUUGUGGCUGCAGUGGCAGCUUAAAGUAUGCUCAUAGGAAAUGUGUUCAGCNGCUCACCUUAUGCCAUAAUUCAAUGAUGCAUUUUUCCCUUCAGAAAUUUAAGUAUUUGGGACUUUAG
Messenger RNA from Nicotiana tabacum (common tobacco), 539 nucleotides. The record is from RefSeq and is a predicted model, not a curated record. Lineage: Eukaryota; Viridiplantae; Streptophyta; Magnoliopsida; Solanales; Solanaceae.